CAGGGUUUCUGGACAGCGCCCCGAGCAGGCUGCUGUCACUGGCCUCUUCCUCCUUCAUCUCUGCCAGGGUUGCCCCUCUGGUCCCCCCUGCUGCUGAGAAAGAAAAUUACAUCGGGAUCCAUGCAGCCCGCAAUGAUGAUGUUUUCCAGUAAAUACUGGGCCAGGAGAGGGUUGUCCCUGGAUUCAGCAGUGCCUGAAGAGCAUCAGCUAGUUGGCAGCUUAACACUAAAUAAAGCUAUUGCUGGCAAGAAUGAGGACAAGAGGGGAAGCAAAGGGAGCGGCAGAAGUGACACCGCGGAGAGCGGCAAGACGGCAGUUGUGUUCUCCUUGAAGAAUGAGGUCGGAGGGCUGGUGAAAGCACUGAGACUCUUCCAGGAAAAACAUGUCAACAUGGUUCACAUUGAAUCCAGGAGAUCCCGGCGAAGAAGCUCUGAAGUUGAAAUCUUUGUGGACUGCGAAUGUGGCAAAACCGAGUUCAACGAGCUCAUCCAGCUGCUGAAAUUUCAGACCACCAUCGUGACCCUGGAUCCGCCUGAGAGCAUUUGGACCGAGGAAGAAGAACUGGCGGAUGUGCUGUGGUUUCCUCGGAAGAUCUCCGAGUUAGACAGGUGCUCGCGCAGAGUUCUCAUGUACGGAACCGAGCUUGAUGCGGACCACCCAGGAUUUAAGGACAAUGUCUAUCGACAGAGGAGGAAGUACUUUGUGGAUGUGGCCAUGGGUUAUAAAUAUGGCCAGCCCAUUCCUAGAGUGGAGUAUACAGAAGAAGAAACUAAAACUUGGGGCGUUGUGUUCCGGGAGCUCUCCAAACUCUACCCCACCCAUGCUUGCCGAGAGUACCUGAAGAACUUCCCCCUGCUGACCAAGUACUGUGGCUAUCGUGAAGACAAUGUGCCUCAACUGGAGGAUGUCUCUGUGUUCCUGAAAGAGCGGUCUGGCUUCACAGUGAGACCGGUGGCUGGCUACCUGAGCCCGAGAGACUUCCUGGCUGGCCUGGCCUACCGAGUAUUCCAUUGUACUCAGUAUGUGCGGCAUGGCUCUGACCCCCUCUACACCCCAGAACCAGAUACAUGCCACGAACUCUUGGGACACGUUCCACUGCUUGCAGAUCCGAAAUUUGCUCAGUUUUCCCAAGAAAUAGGCUUAGCGUCCCUGGGAGCAUCCGAUGAGGACGUGCAGAAGCUAGCCACGUGUUAUUUCUUCACAAUCGAGUUUGGUCUUUGCAAGCAAGAAGGUCAACUGCGGGCAUAUGGAGCAGGGCUACUUUCCUCCAUUGGAGAAUUGAAGCAUGCUCUUUCUGACAAGGCGUGCAUAAAAGCCUUUGACCCAAAGACAACCUGCUUGCAGGAAUGCCUGAUCACCACCUUCCAGGAAGCCUAUUUUGUAUCAGAAAGUUUUGAAGAAGCCAAAGAAAAGAUGAGGGACUUCGCAAAGUCAAUUGCCCGUCCCUUCUCAGUAUACUUCAACCCCUACACACAGAGCAUUGAAAUUCUGAAAGACACCAGAAGUAUCGAAAAUGUGGUGCAGGACCUACGCAGUGAUUUGAACACGGUGUGCGAUGCCCUGAAUAAAAUGAACCAGUAUCUGGGGAUUUGAUGCCCAGAACCAGCAUUGUUGUCAGCAUGAGCUUUUGGGGGCUUAGCCACAACUCAAUCGAUGUUAUCUGACAUCAAUAACUUUCUGUGUCAUGGUUAACUAGUCAGCAUGCAAUUCUGUAUGUCUUUGCCUCGGAGCAAUUUACGUUGUUAAUAUACAAACAUACUCUAAGGAACCCAUGCAGAUAACCAUCCGUCAUUUGAAAGACUGUGAUGUAGUUAUAUGUCUCAAAUAGAUUUGACACUUCUGAUUAGCAGGUAAACUUCAAUGUAAACAAACUGUGUCUUUAAAAUUUGCAACAGACAUUCCUCACAGUUCUAGUUGUUAAUUUUUUUUCUUUUCCUUGACCCCGGGACUUUCCCUCUAUGUUCAUUAAGUAAAAUGAAAAUAGCCGGGGACUUAGUGUCUAAUUUCCAUAGUAGCAGUGUUAUUUGAGACAAACUAGAGUUGGUCCAAGCUUCUCAUCACAGUCACAAAAGAUUUAGUAUUCGACUCCAGUGUUGUUAUGAAACACAGUAGUUGAAAAGAUUCUGGACCUAGUGUUCAUCCCAUGCAAGAAAAGAAAGCUUCUUAUGAACAGGAUGUAUAGGUUGCACUGACCUUGUUGAAACUGAUUUGCGGCAAGCUUCCUGACGUGUUUUCCUGAAGGAAACACUUCGAGACUAUUUGGAAAGCUUAAACACAAGGGUAAAACAUCUUCGGAAUGUUGAAUGUGUAUUGUUGGAAUAAAGGGAAUUAAUCAUU
Microtus oregoni (creeping vole) is the source of this 2337-nucleotide messenger RNA. RefSeq names its product tryptophan hydroxylase 2 (gene Tph2). Gene Ontology annotation, cellular component: neuron projection. Gene Ontology annotation, biological process: aromatic amino acid metabolic process; serotonin biosynthetic process. The coding region runs from base 121 to 1593 and encodes 490 amino acids. The record is from RefSeq and is a predicted model, not a curated record. NCBI's taxonomy places the organism in Eukaryota, Metazoa, Chordata, Mammalia, Rodentia, Cricetidae. Gene Ontology annotation, molecular function: iron ion binding; tryptophan 5-monooxygenase activity. The transcript is spliced from 11 exons.